AUGUCCACUUUUGCCACUCCUGCCACCACCUCGGGCUCAUUGUUCACUGCCAUUGCAACCUCUUCUCCCAACUUUCCAAACAAAUCGUCGCCGGUGUCCAUUCCAAGCGGAGUGAGCUCUUCAGGCCCUAUUGAGACAAACAAUUUUUACGGAAACAUUUUGUUGGAUGACCAAACGUCUUAUGUGUACACCCAUCCAUACGUUGUCUGGUACUCCAACUCUUCUGGAACCGAGGGAUUGGCUGUGAACUACUCUACCGCCAGCCAAAGGGUUAGCGGACCGGGUACUACAGCCCCAGUCGAGUACUUCCUCAGUCCUGCUGGAAACAAAUGCCUGGUUCUUGGCGCUUCCGAGUUUGAUUCUUCCAUGUCGCUCAAAAUUGAUACACCAAAAAGAUUCUCUGUUAAUGCCAAGUUUGCCUCUGCCAAGUACGGUACUAUGACAUGUCCCCUUCUGCAAGGUAUAGGCUUUGUUACCGGAGUUUAUGACGAUUUGACCCCUGUUAUCCACUCCGGUGUUGGCAUUAGCUCUGUUUCUGGAGGAACAGCUCCAAGAUCUGGUAUCAACAAGUAUGUCAUCAAGUUGAGUAAUGAUACGACUUGGACGAUGUUUGUCACCGUUCCAAGCGGCCAGUCUUUGUCUUUCUCGUUGGAUGGUUCUUCCAAAAUUGUUGGAUCCAACUCCGUUAGUGGAGCAGUGGUGCAAAUCUGUUGCGGUACCGACUCUUCGUUUGACUCUGCUGCUGGUUGUUAUCCAACUGCCUGCACUCUUUCGGGCUCUGUUAGUGGCUCAAAAGGAACCUAUGCUCUCUCCUAUACGACGUCCGGUACUUCGAACAGCGGGAAAACAUUGAUGUUUGCUCUUCCUCAUCAGGUUGACUCGUUCACGUCGACGACAUCGGGCUCGAAAACAUCUGCCGAGCUAACGGACACGGUUCAUGGUACGGUUGUGGGAUACUUGACCAAAAAGUUUGAGAUGUCUGAAACGUUGCCUACCUCCAUGAGCCUGGCUCCUUUCACGACAAUAUCUGGAUGGUCUAAGCCAAACUACACAUCUGCACAGCUAUCUGCAAUUAAAACAGCAGCAGAAGCAGAUGCAAAUGAUGAUGUUGCCAGUCUCUCAAACUUAGAUUCCAUGUACUAUAGUGGAAAGAUCUUGGAUAAGUUUGCCUACGUUUUGUACACGAUCUACUAUGUGUUGGAGGAUGAAUCAUUGGCGAAGACGUUUUUGGCCAAGAUGAAAACAGCAAUGGAAAGAUUCACCGGCAAUAAUCAAACCUACCCCCUUGCAUAUGAUACGACCUGGAAAGGUAUUGUUUCGGAGGCCGGGUUAAGCGGAGACAGUGGGGCAGAUUUCGGAAACACCUACUACAACGAUCAUCACUUCCAUUAUGGGUACCAUGUUCAUGCCGCUGCUAUCAUAGCCAAGGUGGAUAAGGAUCUGGGAGGAAGCUGGCUCAGUGAUAACAAGGACUGGGUUAAUGCUCUAGUCAGAGACUAUGCCAAUCCCAAUGACAGUGACAGUUACUUCCCUGUUUUCCGUAACUUUGAUUUUUUCAUUGGUCAUUCUUUUGCACACGGUAUCACCGUUUAUGCGGACGGAAAGGAUGAGGAGUCCAGUUCUGAAGACUACAACUCGAUCUAUGCAAUGAAGAUAUGGGGGGAUGUCAUUGGUGACACAAACAUGGUCAACAGGGCCAAUCUGAUACUUUCAAUCAUGAGAAGAUCGAUUGGUACGUACAUGCUCUACAAAGACGACAACUCUGUUGAGCCCUCCAACUUCAUCGGCAAUAAGUGCAGCGGUAUCAAGUUUGAGAACAAGAUUGACCACACCACCUAUUUCGGGACCAACGAGGAGUAUAUCCACGGAAUUCACAUGUUGCCAAUCACUCCGGUUUCGUCAUGGAUUAGAGACCCUACCUUUGUGAAGCAGGAGUGGGAAGAAAAACUGUCCUCAUUGAUAGAUUCGGUGAGCUCGGGAUGGAAGGGUGUCCUGAUGUUGAACGUUGCUUUGUAUGAUCCCCAGGAAGCGUAUUCCUUCUUCAGUGGCUCAAGCUUCAGCUCCGACUACUUGGACGAUGGGCAGACGAAGACAUGGUGUUUGGUUUACAGUGCUGGUGUGAUGUCAUAG
Messenger RNA from Kuraishia capsulata CBS 1993, 2130 nucleotides. RefSeq lists its product as uncharacterized. Bases 1 to 2130 code for a protein of 709 amino acids. Gene Ontology annotation, cellular component: cell surface. NCBI's taxonomy places the organism in Eukaryota, Fungi, Ascomycota, Pichiomycetes, Pichiales, Pichiaceae. The transcript is spliced from 2 exons. The record is from RefSeq and is a predicted model, not a curated record. Gene Ontology annotation, molecular function: endo-1,3(4)-beta-glucanase activity; glucan endo-1,3-beta-D-glucosidase activity.